GGUGCGGGGAGAGGAAACAGGUGGUUCUCUCUGAACUCUUCACAAAUUCUACAGGGAAAUUUGAUUAUAAAGAUUUUGUUAUUCCGACGGCGCGUACUCAAAGGAGACUAAGAAAGGCAAUCCACUCAAAGGACUUUAUCCUCAACAACUAAUUUGUCUGUUGGAACAAAAUCUUUUUUUUUUUAAUCUGUUAUUUUUCGACCUUUGAUUUUAAUAUUUAGUUUUUUAACAUGGCAAAUAAAGGACUUCAGCUUUUGGGAUUCGCCCUGUCGCUAAUUGGACUCAUAGGCUUAAUUAUUGGUACUAUUUUGCCACACUGGAAGAUGUCUGCCUACGUUGGAGAUAACAUCAUCACAGCCAUCGCCAUGUACGAGGGUCUUUGGAUGUCUUGUGCGUUUCAAAGUACAGGGCAGAUACAAUGCAAAGUCUACGACUCCAUCCUGCAACUUAACAGUGCUCUCCAGGCCACGCGAGCUCUGAUGAUCGUGGGCAUCAUCGUCACUGUUUUUGGCCUUGGCGUGUCCACUAUGGGCAUGAAGUGCACCACCUGUGGAGGCGACGACAAGUCCAAGAAGUCUCGCAUUGCCAUGACUGGUGGAAUCAUCCUGGUGAUCGGAGCGCUGUGUUCCAUUGUUGCCUGCUCGUGGUUUGCCCACAGGAUCAUCCAGGACUUCUACAACCCCUUCACUCCAGUCAACACUAAGUACGAGUUUGGCUCUGCCAUCUUCAUCGCCUGGGCCGGUGCCUUCCUGGACAUCCUGGGAGGGGCAAUGCUAGCGGCGUCCUGCCCCAGGGGCAAGUCUACACCCAAAUACCCCAUCUCCAGACCGCCCAGCAGCACUAAGGAGUAUGUUUAAGACGCAUCCUGCGACCCAAACACCGAAGGAGAUGCUCCGUUGGCCCACAGCAUUAAGGGUUGUUCAGCUGGGGGGGGGGUCUGUGGGUGUUUACCUUCAAAUGAAGUACAAUCUCUUCCCAGUUGCUCUUUAUUCAAGGUGCAUGCUAGAAGAAGCCCAGACAAAACCUGAUCCAGCGUUAAGGUUUAGGGGUGAAAUCAUUUUACUCUCCCCUACCAACAGGGACAAUGGUCUCAUAGCUAAGCUCAGGGAAGGUUCCUGUGUUUCGGUCCCAAAUGUUCUUGCAUUACCCUUUUAUGUUUUGUAAGUCUUUGUACAUAGUAGUGACAUGUCCUCCCUGAAUUGUUUUUAUUGGUAUGUUUGUGCCACAAUUAGACUUGCAUGCGGCUGAAAAGUGAUGGAUUCGGUUUUUAUCAAUAGAGGAAUUUAACGGGAAAAGCCCAGUGAGUUGAUUUUCUGUUAUAAUAAUCUGAAGCUACAAACAUUCCAAAAAAAUACAUCUCCUCAACACGUUUGAGGAAGUUUUUUUUAUAAUUUCUUCCCGACUGUCUCUCAAUGUUAAUGAUCAAACAUGAAGUGCCUUCUUUAGUUAGUCAGGUGACAAUUAUUUUUAAAUUGGUUCCAUUUUUACUUGUUCCUACACUGCUAUAAUUGCAUAAAAUCUUCAACGGCAUUGGCUGAGGUCUAAGGUUUUUUUUUAUUUUAUUUUAUUUUUUUAUUCUCCUUGUCUGAAUGAUUUAUUUUUCUUUCAGUUUGUAUAUUGUUUAUGGUCUCCCAACUGUGUAAUGACCUACUGGCUGCCAUGUUGCAUUUUCGAUUGCACUGUACUCACUACUUGUGGUAGAUAUGAACAUGUGUAAAAUAUCUGCAUUUUUAAAAUAUCAUUGGUUAUAGUGGCACAUGUUGCAGCUUUUUACUGUAAACUCCAAUCUUUUAAUGUUUUACUUGUGCUUUAAAAACCCAAAUGGGUUAGGCCUACACCUAUACAGUACCAUGCAAAGGAUCCUAAUAGUAUGAUUUGCUGCCACUGUUCAGUAAUAUUUAACUUAUGUUUUAUGCCAUUAUUGUUUUGUAGUUACUGACUUUUGUCUGUCAUAACAUUUUCUGUAUAUAAUACAAACUUAAUAAAAUUAAACUGUUCAUAAUGUU
This is a messenger RNA of Sardina pilchardus (European sardine), 2006 nucleotides long. Its product is annotated as claudin-7-B-like. The transcript is spliced from 4 exons. Gene Ontology annotation, biological process: cell adhesion; bicellular tight junction assembly. Gene Ontology annotation, molecular function: structural molecule activity. Gene Ontology annotation, cellular component: bicellular tight junction; plasma membrane. The record is from RefSeq and is a predicted model, not a curated record. NCBI's taxonomy places the organism in Eukaryota, Metazoa, Chordata, Actinopteri, Clupeiformes, Clupeidae. The coding region runs from base 231 to 857 and encodes 208 amino acids.